UAGAGAGAGGGAGGGGAAGGGAAGGGGGUACAAAAUGCCUAUCUGAGUCUUAUUUAAUUCUCUUAUUCAGCAUCACGAAGAAUGAAACCAAACCCUGAGUGAGAGCGACAACAUCUCAUGUCUUUGUUCAGUAGACUGAGGAGCACAUCACCAAUCACACAAGUGAGAAUGAUGCAGAGAGUUGCCAUGCUAUUGUUCUGCUGCCUGUUACUUUCAGCGACAUCUUCCCCAGUCUAUCCACUGAGGUUCGGUCAGAGAGCGGCUGCGAUACUGAUGACCUCCUCUAUUGAGGAUCCAAUGCAGUUGCCAGCAGACACUUCAUCCCAAACACCAGAUGCUGAGUUUAGGUUUGGGAGACAUGCUGACGCCAUCUUUACCAACAGCUACCGAAAAGUUCUUGGUCAAAUAUCUGCCAGAAAAUUCCUUCAAACUGUUAUGGGCAAAAGACUUGGACCAGAAACUCAAAACUAUGUGAAACGCCACUCUGGCAUAUAUGGAGACACCUUCAAUCAAGAUGUGGAUAUGGAUGUAAUUGAAAGAGAACAAAGUUACAGAGAACCACAACGACUUAAGUUCUCAGUAGUUACACAAUGAUUAAAGAUUAAUCAUUAGUCAAUAAACUGUGAACAAUCUUUAUACUUACAUUUGCCACAUUUCACACUGGAUUAUUAAAUCUAAGUUCAGCCUUCGUAAA
Messenger RNA from Carassius auratus (goldfish), 694 nucleotides. It is a transcript of the gene ghrh, whose product is annotated as growth hormone releasing hormone. The transcript has 5 exons. Gene Ontology annotation, molecular function: peptide hormone receptor binding; growth hormone-releasing hormone activity; neuropeptide hormone activity. The record is from RefSeq and is a predicted model, not a curated record. NCBI's taxonomy places the organism in Eukaryota, Metazoa, Chordata, Actinopteri, Cypriniformes, Cyprinidae. Gene Ontology annotation, biological process: adenylate cyclase-activating G protein-coupled receptor signaling pathway; regulation of protein localization; growth hormone secretion. The coding region runs from base 118 to 594 and encodes 158 amino acids. Gene Ontology annotation, cellular component: terminal bouton; perikaryon; extracellular region.